Molecule: messenger RNA, 1181 nt
Organism: Funneliformis mosseae
Lineage: Eukaryota; Fungi; Glomeromycota; Glomeromycetes; Glomerales; Glomeraceae
Source: the annotation of a GenBank genome assembly
UCUUUGUACAACCAAAGAAUUUAUUGAACUUGGAAAUGUGGAAAACCGUUUAUGAUAUUAUGAGAUUUAAUUUUCAUGCUACUGAUUUAUUGGAAUUGGAAGAUGAUCAUCCCGAAAAAAAGAUGAAUUUGGGGGAAUAUUUAAAAGUACAUGGUUAUUCUUCGGCAUUCAAAGAUAAUUAUUUGUUACCGAUGACUGCGGCAAUUUGGUCUACUCCACCGGACAAAUGCGCGCUCGACUUCCCUGCAUUGACACUAAUACAGUUUAUGCAUAAUCAUUGUUUGCUUCAAGUGUUGAAUCGUAUUCAAUGGCUUACCGUAAAGAAUGGAAGUCGCAAAUAUGUGGAAACAAUUUCUCCACACAUUCACAAUGUACGCUUAUCGACGAAAGUUACAUCGAUUACACGUAAACCAUAUAUCCCCUCGGAUCCCUCCUCACCACCAAUCAUUACCAUCACAGAUAGCAACGGUAGACGUGACGAGUUUGAUCACGUGAUCUUUGCCACACACGCCGAUCAGGCUUUACAGAUUUUGGGCGAUCAAGCUACCGAGGAUGAAAAGCGAAUCUUGGGGAGUGUUCGUUUUAGUCAAAAUCGCGCCGUGCUACAUUCCGAUCUUUCGUUGAUGCCGAUAAAUCGUCUUGCAUUCUCGUCUUGGAAUUACAUUACUAAAUCUACCGAAACUUCCGUUAAUGUUGAGCAAAUUUCCUUAACUUAUGACAUGAACAUUUUACAAUCAAUCGAUAAAUCAGUUUACGGACCUGUCCUUGUAAGCUUGAAUCCUAUUUUCGAACCUGAUCCAUCAAAGGUCGUAGGUUCAUGGUUAUACGAACAUCCACAAUACACACCUGCGACAAUUGCAGCACAAGCUGAAUUACACACGAUUCAAAAUCUUCCAAACCUUGCCACAACAUUUGCAGGAGCCUGGACGAAAUAUGGAUUUCACGAGGAUGGGUUCACUUCAGGGUUAAAAAUUGCCAAGGAAUUUUUGGGUGCUUCAUCACCUUUUGAAAUAAUUGAUGCCACAUAUGUUAGGGGGAAACGAGCCGAUUUAAGUUUUGUAGAGGCUGUACAAAAACGAAUUUGGAUUGGAUUUGAAACAUGUGUGAAUCAUUAUACACAUUUACUUGCCAUAUUGUGUAUAAUGUUGGCAGUGUUGAAGGGUUUCGUCAAUUUAUUAUAA